This is a messenger RNA of Candidula unifasciata, 1126 nucleotides long. NCBI's taxonomy places the organism in Eukaryota, Metazoa, Mollusca, Gastropoda, Stylommatophora, Geomitridae. The record is from the annotation of a GenBank genome assembly.
CUCACAGUUCUCAGCCCCUGGUACCUGCAAACAGUAGGCCAGCAUGGCGGAGAGGAAGCCCUCAGCUGGAUACAGAUACCCAAGUACUUGAACUCCUACCUCCUGGCAGCUGGGUUUAUGUACAGACGUGACAGCGACAUCUUCAACCAGAACAUUUCAGUCCUUGGCAACUUUAUUUCGGAAUCAACUGUUUUCUCAGCAGAGCCUAUGGCAAAUUUCUCUUUCGGGACCUGGCUUCACUUUUCUUCAAAUAGUUACAGAUCCGCCAUCGUAGACAACAGAAAUGGACAAGACUUUAUCCUAUCGGAAGUGAAAUCUUUAUACAAAGUUCUCACUAACUUGACCCUGCUAGGAGGUCAAGCACUACAGCGGCCAGAUAAGAAACUGCAGCAGGACUGUAAACAGUGGGCUCAGGAGUUGUGCUCUUCAGUUCAGUCGGUUAUAAAACUGACUUUAGGCAUAUCUGAAUGUGGUGUUAUAUAUAUACUGAGCAACUGCCAAAACAACGUGUCUUCCUACGCGCUGAGUGUUCUUCAACAAAUAUUUUGUCCCUCCAGCGACAUAAACGCUUGCCUUAACCUGACAGCCUUGUCUGGUGAUCUGCUGCUGAUGUAUGAGAACGCAAUAUUCGACUUCAUACAGUACUUAUCUAACAUAACUCUCCGCGGGUUCCUGUCUUCGAGGCAGCUCAGUUUAGUCAUCUCCAGGAAUCAGAGCCAGCUGGCGUUAGGUCAUAACAUCAGUGGUGAUGAUGUCUUCCAGGCUUGGCGCCAGGUGGGGCUGCUCCAGUCCAAGUGGUUGGGGGACACCAGUGAGCAGAGCCCGCUGUGGAGAGUCUACACGUGCCUUGAGAAACGAAAUAUGAACAAUAACAUGAAGGUGAAAGAGUACAACCAUAGCCGGUCUUCACCGGAAGGUCUGCAGCGGAGCUCCCAGAAGGUCAGCCUGUCGUCAUUCACAGACUAUGUGAGCCCAUGUACAGACCUGGCGACCUGUCAGACGUGCUCCUCGCCAAGCUCCACGCUGAGUUUUUUCAUGGAAGACCUCCUCAGGGCCACCACCUUCCUGCUCAACUCGACAACCUCUGUAGGAGGAGUUCGGGUUUUCAGAUAUCAACUUCACCCAA